Molecule: messenger RNA, 5564 nt
Organism: Symphalangus syndactylus (siamang)
Lineage: Eukaryota; Metazoa; Chordata; Mammalia; Primates; Hylobatidae
Gene: EFL1
Product: elongation factor like GTPase 1
Biological process (GO): cytosolic ribosome assembly
Cellular component (GO): cytosol; ribonucleoprotein complex
Molecular function (GO): ribosome binding; GTP binding; GTPase activity
Source: RefSeq, a predicted model, not a curated record
GGUGAAAGGUCGAGCGUCAGCCGGCCCCGCCCCCUGGCGCGCGGGCGUGCCGGACCCGCAGAGCUCUAGGACUUUCGGAAGCUCUGGGUGUGGGUGCCACCCGAGAGGAGGAGCAGGGCUGGUGGGGCUGCUGCAGCCGUCACAGGAAAUAAGUAAUCAUGGUGCUCAACAGUUUGGAUAAGAUGAUUCAACUCCAGAAAAACACUGCCAACAUCAGGAAUAUUUGUGUUUUGGCUCACGUUGACCAUGGAAAAACUACUCUGGCUGACUGUCUUAUAUCUAGCAAUGGAAUCAUCUCCAGCCGCCUAGCAGGCAAGUUAAGGUACAUGGACAGCAGAGAAGACGAACAGAUCCGAGGGAUCACUAUGAAAUCCAGUGCCAUUUCACUACAUUAUGCAACAGGUAAUGAGGAGUACCUGAUUAAUCUGAUAGACUCUCCAGGACACGUGGACUUUUCCUCAGAAGUAUCAACUGCUGUUCGCAUUUGUGAUGGAUGCAUCAUUGUGGUAGAUGCUGUGGAAGGAGUCUGUCCACAGACACAGGCAGUUCUGCGACAAGCUUGGCUUGAAAACAUCCGUCCAGUUUUAGUGAUUAAUAAGAUAGAUCGCUUGAUAGUGGAACUGAAAUUCACCCCACAAGAGGCCUAUUCUCACCUCAAGAAUAUUUUAGAACAGAUUAAUGCACUCACAGGAACUCUUUUUACUUCUAAAGUCCUAGAAGAAAGAGCAGAGAGAGAGACUGAAUCCCAAGUGAAUCCAAAUUCUGAACAAGGAGAGCAAGUAUAUGACUGGAGCACUGGCUUGGAGGACACAGAUGAUUCUCACCUUUACUUCUCUCCAGAACAGGGAAAUGUGGUGUUUACCAGUGCAAUAGAUGGGUGGGGAUUUGGAAUUGAGCACUUCGCCAAAAUCUACAGUCAAAAAAUUGGCAUCAAAAAGGAAGUUCUUAUGAAAACCUUGUGGGGAGAUUACUAUAUAAAUAUGAAGGCUAAAAAGAUCAUGAAAGGUGAUCAGGCCAAAGGAAAGAAACCUUUAUUUGUACAGUUGAUCCUGGAAAAUAUAUGGAGUUUGUAUGAUGCUGUCUUGAAAAAGGACAAAGACAAAAUUGAUAAAAUAGUGACUUCUUUAGGAUUAAAAAUUGGAGCCCGGGAGGCACGACAUUCAGACCCUAAAGUUCAGAUCAACGCCAUUUGCAGUCAGUGGCUACCCAUAUCCCAUGCUGUUCUUGCUAUGGUGUGUCAGAAACUUCCUAGUCCCCUUGAUAUUACAGCCGAGAGAGUGGAGAGACUGAUGUGCACAGGAUCACAAACUUUUGACUCUCUUCCACCAGAAACUCAAGCACUGAAAGCAGCUUUUAUGAAAUGUGGAAGUGAGGACACUGCUCCAGUUAUUAUAUUUGUUUCCAAAAUGUUUGCAGUUGAUGCUAAGGCCUUGCCUCAGAAUAAGCCAAGGCCUCUCACUCAAGAAGAAAUUGCUCAGAGACGUGAGCGUGCAAGACAAAGGCAUGCAGAGAAGCUUGCAGCAGCGCAGGGACAGGCACCCUUGGAGCCCACCCAAGAUGGGAGUGCCCUUGAAACAUGUCCAAAAGGAGAGGAGCCAAGAGGUGUCGAGCAGCAGGUGGAAAGGAUGACCCCUAAACCUGUGCUCCAGGAAGAAAACAACCAAGAGUCUUUUAUUGCAUUUGCUCGGGUGUUCAGUGGUGUGGCUCGAAGAGGAAAGAAAAUUUUUGUCUUGGGGCCCAAAUACAGUCCUCUUGAGUUUUUACAAAGGGUACCAUUAGGCUUCUCAGCUCCACCAGAUGGCCUUCCCCAAGUCCCCCACAUGGCAUACUGUGCUCUGGAAAACCUGUAUCUUCUGAUGGGAAGAGAACUGGAAUAUCUAGAGGAGGUACCUCCAGGAAAUGUGCUAGGAAUAGGAGGCCUUCAAGAUUUUGUGCUGAAAUCUGCAACACUGUGUAGCCUGCCAUCCUGCCCCCCAUUUAUACCACUCAACUUCGAAGCCACUCCUAUUGUGAGAGUUGCUGUUGAACCGAAACAUCCAAGUGAAAUGCCUCAGCUCGUAAAAGGAAUGAAACUGUUAAACCAGGCUGAUCCCUGUGUCCAGAUUUUAAUUCAGGAAACGGGAGAGCACGUUUUAGUCACAGCAGGAGAAGUCCACCUUCAGCGAUGCCUGGAUGACUUAAAAGAAAGGUUUGCAAAGAUUCAUAUCAGUGUAUCUGAACCGAUUAUUCCAUUCAGAGAAACAAUCACAAAACCCCCAAAAGUUGACAUGGUCAAUGAAGAAAUAGGCAAACAGCAAAAAGUUGCAGUCAUACACCAAAUGAAAGAAGAUCAAAGCAAAAUCCCUGAAGGAAUCCAAGUUGACUCCGAUGGGCUAAUCACCAUAACAACUCCCAAUAAACUUGCAACGCUCAGUGUUCGAGCCAUGCCCCUUCCAGAAGAAGUCACCCAGAUUCUGGAAGAAAAUAGUGAUUUGAUUCGUUCUAUGGAGCAGUUGACAUCCUCUUUGAAUGAGGGUGAAAAUACUCAGAUGAUUCAUCAGAAGACCCAAGAGAAAAUUUGGGAAUUCAAAGGAAAACUAGAGCAACACCUAACAGGGAGAAGAUGGAGGAACAUUGUUGACCAAAUCUGGUCAUUUGGCCCAAGAAAAUGUGGGCCCAACAUACUAGUCAAUAAAAGUGAAGAUUUUCAGAACUCAGUAUGGACAGGUCCAGCUGACAAAGCUUCAAAAGAAGCCAGUAGAUACCGAGAUUUGGGCAAUAGCAUUGUGAGUGGCUUCCAACUAGCAACCCUCUCUGGCCCCAUGUGUGAGGAGCCCCUCAUGGGUGUCUGUUUUGUUCUGGAAAAAUGGGACCCAAGUAAAUUUGAGGAACAAGGAACAAGUGAUCUGGCAAAAGAGGGACAGGAGGAAAAUGAAACCUGUUCUGGUGGAAAUGAAAACCAAGAGCUCCAAGAUGGCUGCCCUGAGGCCUUUGAGAAGAGGACAUCCCAGAAAGGAGAAUCUCCACUCACUGACUGCUAUGGACCUUUCUCAGGACAGCUAAUUGCCACCAUGAAAGAAGCGUGUCGCUAUGCACUGCAAGUGAAACCUCAGCGCCUGAUGGCAGCUAUGUACACAUGUGACAUCAUGGCCACCGGUGAUGUUCUCGGUAAGGAAGAAAAGGUACCAAAUACCAAGAGGGAUGUAAAUAAAUCAUAGUAGUUCAAGUAGGAGAGUGGCCAUGAUGAAACAGGAAAUACAGGUCUAGUCACAGCACGAUUGGCCUGGAAAAAUGAACAUGAGAUAGCUGUCUUUGAGUAGCUUACACGGUAAUUUGUGGGAGAGGGAUUAAACUUGUCCCAUGUGAUAAAAACUAGGACUGAUGGUCAGAAACUUCAGGGGAACAUAUUUGGGACUCAAGAAUUGUCAGCUGUUACAGUUAUCCAAAGAUGGAAUGGGCUACCCUGGGAGAAAAUGAGUUUUAGAGUAUACAAGGAGAGCUUAAACAGCUACUUUGGUAGAACUUCUUGACCCUCAAGUUUCCUUCUACCCCACUGUUGUGUGAUUCUGUAACUAUGAGGUUUCUGGUAUGAAUGACAGGGGGAAAUAGUUGGAAUGGGGAGAGUGGAGUUGCCUUUUGAAGUAGAUAAUAUAUUCUUAGACAUGUUUAAUUUAAAAGGAAGUUGGCUUCCACAGCAGAGAUGGCCUGGCAUCCAUUGUAAAGUGGUAUUGGAGAUCCAAGGAGAGGCCUGGCUUAGAGAUGGCCUUAGGAGUCCCAAGCAUAAAAUUAGUUAGUUUAAACCACACAAAUUAUAAAUUAGUUGGCUCACUGAGUAGAGAGUUUGUUUAAAGAGUAUGAAGCCUCAAAGAAUACCCAUAAGAAGAAGUUCAGGAGAUACUGAAAUAAAGAGAAUGACGGUCAGAAGGCCAGGAGUGUAAGGAGAAUAAUACUAAGAUUGGAGACAGUUGGCAGAGGAGAUAUUAAUCAGUAGCUUCAAAUACCACAGAGAAAUCACAAAGAAUGAAAAUUGGAAGAAAAAAAAGCAUUUAGGUUAGGAAUAUGAAAAUUAUUGUGAAAUUUCAAGGAAGCAGUUUCCUGGAGCAACUAGGAGAGCUAGAGGUUAAAGAAAGAGCACAUAGUGAAGAAAUGAGAAGCCACCUGUUUAGGAGAUGUGAGGAAGCAAGGAAGGAGAGAAUGUAGUAGCUAGCUGGGAAAGUAGACAAGAGGAAAGGGGGUGCCUUUCAUUACGAAUGGAGUGUUAAUUUGUUUGUUUUUAAGCUAAACCUAAACAUGGUGAAGGCUCAUCAGAGAUUUUAGUUUAGGUUUUUUCCUUGAGGCCUUGUGACACAAUAGAUUUUCUGCCAUUUGUUUCCUGUUACCCUUCCUAAUAACCGCCACUAGGGGGAAAUCUGAAUCAGAGAGAAAAGUUUGGAAGUCAGACAUUUUGGCUUUGUGUCCUCAGUUUCUAGUUUAAAAAAUAAAUAAAUAAAGGUAAGUGGGUACCAGACACUCCAGACUCAUCACCUUGGCAGUUAGGAGAGAAGGGUCCAGGACUCAAUGGUGGUCAAAGGAUACUUCAGCUCUGCUUAGCAGCAAUGUUAUAAAUGUUUAAGGAUAAUAUAUGCAAUAGAUCACUUAUGUAACUAAAAUUAUUUUUUAGGCAGCAGGUGAAAGAGGAGGCUUUAAAGAGAGUAUCUGCUGGUUACAGCAAGUCCUUCAUGAUUGUCUGUGAUUUUCAAUGUAUCUCUAUUCUUUGCAGGGUCUGUUCUCCUUAUUAGUUGAAAGGAUACGUUGCAUACCCAGAGACACUCAUACAGAACACCAGAGGGGAAGAUGUUUCCCUCCUGAGUGUGAGGCAGAAUUGUGCCUAAAGACGAAUUAAAAGAGUCAUCCAAGAGAAUUUGCUAGUGGAAUUCUUGUGUUGUGGCACUAGAAAUUGUUACCAGACCUUAAAGAUUCCAAACCUAUCAGUUUUCAGGGGAAUAAAACACUUAAUACUCAUGCCACUUAAAUAUUACCAGUUUAAGAAAACUAUGAGCAAAUAUGUGUGUGGUUUUAAUUUUUGGUAAUAAAAAUGCCAGUUGCUUGCCUACUAAGCCCAAAUAGCCUAUGCCAUCUUAAUUAUUGCCAUGCCAAUAAGGUCUCAUAAUUAUUAAAAUAUUUUAAUAUUUACAAAGCCCAGUCACACUCAUCUCAUUGGAUUUCAGACCCAAAGAUAGCUCAUAGGUGAAACUGCAUUGAAAGGUCCUUUUACAAGUCUCCUUCCUCUCAUGCUGUUUUGUGGAGUUUGUCUAUGAGCAGUGCAGUUUGGGGUGAUUUAACUUUUUGUUAUUUUUUGUUUCUAAGUUUUCUAUAAAUCUCAUGCUUUUUAAAUAAACACUUAAAAAGUGUUCCUUGCUUUUGUAAACCAACAUUAUUGAGAACGAAUUUAAUCAUUUGUGGAUUGUUACAGAGUAUAUGGGUAAUCAUGUCUUGGUGUGGCUCAAGCCAUAUGACUGAUCCAUGAUUUUAAAAGAUUUAUGGUUUUACAGGUCGAGUCUAUGCUGUCUUGUCAAAGAGAGAAGGUCGGGUACUUCAAGAAGAAA